GGUAUUAAAAGUGUACUGGAUUGCUUAAGAUGAUGGAGUUUGAACUGUUUUGUUUUGCGUUAGGAAUGGUUUUACUAUAUGUUUUAAUUAGUAAAAGAAAGAAAGGAAAUGGAAAAGCGCUCGUCGGACCAAAAGGUCAGCCUAUACUUGGAAGUAUCUUGGAAAUUGAUGACGAGAAUAUGCAUUUUAAAUUUUCAGAAUAUGCAGAACAAUAUGGUGAAAUAUACCAAGUUAAACUACUUUUUGAUACAUUUAUAGUGUUGAAUAGUGAGCGGGUUAUUAGGAAAUGUUUUGGAGGUGAUAAAUACAAGCACGUUUUUAAUGAUCGAUCCGAGUUAUUUUACGGAAGACACUUUGCUUGCAAUAGCAAAGCUUUAGGUUUUGUGGUUGAUGGGACAGGACGGUUUCAUAGAACUGCAAGGAAACAUGUUAUGCAAGCUUUGCAUGCAUAUGGGAGUGGACUACGUGAUUUAGAGAAUAACGUAAUGACUGAAUUAUCUAAUUUACAUACGAGAAUUGAGGAUGGGAAUAUUUUUGAAUGUGUUUCCUUAAUAUUUCAGUCUAUCUCAAAUGUUCUGUCACUAAUGUUGAUUGGUGAACCAGUUUUAGACGAUGAAAAAGAAAAGAACAUGUUCUUGGAUGAAAUACAAGUUGAAGAUUUCUUUCUGAAUUCUUAUGUAAACUUCAUUAUGUCAGUGUUACCAUUUGUACGAUAUAUCCCCGGAAGGUACAAACAAGAAUUUCUAAAGGCGAAGGCAGUUAAUGCAAAAAUUGUAAAGAAAUAUUUUCACGAUGUCAAGAGAUCAUUUGUUAGAGGAAAAGUCCGUGGUAUCGUUGAUGUAUUUCUCGAGGAACAGAAUCAACAAAAAGAAGCUGGAGAGGAGGUUUUCUUUACGGAUGAUACAAUUAUAGCGCAAGUGAUUGACAUAAUAGAUGGGGGAAUCACAACAACUUGGUCAGUUCUUUCAAAUACAAUGUUGAUAUUACUGAAUCAUCCACAAUAUCAGAGGCUGCUCCAGAAUGAGUUUGACAGGGAAAUUGGAAGACAACGACUUCCGACAUUUAAAGACAGAAGUAAUUGCUCAUUUUUCAAAGCAUUUGAGCUGGAAGUGCAUAGAUACAUUACAGUUGUCCCACUUAUGUUGCCUCAUAAAUGCAAAGAAGACGUAGAAUUUGAAGGAUAUGAUAUUGCAAUGAACAGUACAGUAAUUGGGAACAGUUGGUAUAUCCACCACAACAAGGAGAUUUGGGGAGAUCCAUGGACAUUUCGCCCAGAGAGAUUCUUGGACAGUCAUGGCAACGUGCUUCCUUAUGAGCACAUAUUGCGAAAGAACUUGAUACCUUUUGGAAACGGGUUGCGUCAAUGUCCAGGAGAAUCCUUCGCGAAGACACGUUAUUUUCUUUAUGUCAGUAACCUUUUGCAGCGCUGGUGUUUUGAGUUUCCUGAAGAGAUGCAUGUCUCGUGUGAUCCGAGAGUCUCCGAGAACUUUGAUAUCAGUGUUGUAAUAAGACCAAAGCCGUUUUACUGUCACGCUAAAAGGCGGAUAUAAAUUUAUGUGCUUACAUGUUAUUUGUGUCGAUUUUUUUUAAAAAUGUAUUCAUUCAUCAUAACAGUAGUUAGGAUUUUGUAAUUAUAAUAGUUGAUCUGAAAUACCGUAUUAGUUCAAUAAAGAUUACUUAGCAGGCAAUUAUGACUAUCAUUUAUUCAGCAGUUACGCUACAGAUACAGCUUAUUCUUUCUAAAAUCAUAUCAUUUAAAGUGAUAUCUGGUUCUUUUGAUAUCGAUAAUGGGAGAAACAAUGAUACAGGUAAAGAAAACAUUUCGUGUACAAUUUAUUGUCAGAAAAUAGUUACAUCUGAAAUUAAUGUUCCACCUCAGUAUGUGUUAGGUUUACAUGUGUAAGAAAUGUCUAAUUUAGGUCAAUCUUAAUGGUCAUAAAAAGAAAGCUUCAUUUGUAAAGUUGAAUUUCAUUUUAGAAAUUAAUAAUA
Messenger RNA from Ruditapes philippinarum (Manila clam), 1989 nucleotides. Its product is annotated as cytochrome P450 2D14-like. Gene Ontology annotation, cellular component: intracellular membrane-bounded organelle; cytoplasm. Gene Ontology annotation, molecular function: heme binding; oxidoreductase activity, acting on paired donors, with incorporation or reduction of molecular oxygen, reduced flavin or flavoprotein as one donor, and incorporation of one atom of oxygen; iron ion binding. Gene Ontology annotation, biological process: xenobiotic metabolic process. Bases 30 to 1550 code for a protein of 506 amino acids. Lineage: Eukaryota; Metazoa; Mollusca; Bivalvia; Venerida; Veneridae. The record is from RefSeq and is a predicted model, not a curated record. The transcript is spliced from 6 exons.